This is a messenger RNA of Homalodisca vitripennis (glassy-winged sharpshooter), 357 nucleotides long. Its product is annotated as jerky protein homolog. NCBI's taxonomy places the organism in Eukaryota, Metazoa, Arthropoda, Insecta, Hemiptera, Cicadellidae. The transcript has a single exon. The record is from RefSeq and is a predicted model, not a curated record. Bases 1 to 357 code for a protein of 118 amino acids.
AUGCGUAAACGUAAGUACAAGUCAAUGGAACAGAGACUACAAGCUCUGGAGAGAUUAGACAAAGGAGAAUCCGUGCAAAGUAUUUACAAGGAUUUAAACGUGGGCAAAAGUACAGUCAACGACUGGCGACGCAACAGAAAAAGUAUUGAAGGCUUUUGUACACAAAUUGAUACCGAAAAAGUUCUAGAAAAGCGUUGCACACUAAGGAAGGCCAAACACGAAUUGGUGGAAGAUGCUCUAUGGUUGUGGUUCGUUCAAGAACGAAGACGAGGAACGCCAUUAAGUGGACCAAUAUUAAAAGAAAAGGCCAUGAUCUUACACUCAAAGCUUCAACCAGAAGAGGCGUUUCGUGGCUAG